Molecule: messenger RNA, 1610 nt
Organism: Cadophora gregata
Lineage: Eukaryota; Fungi; Ascomycota; Leotiomycetes; Helotiales; Ploettnerulaceae
Gene: BAT1
Product: Mitochondrial branched-chain amino acid (BCAA) aminotransferase
Exons: 2
Coding region: 130-1368 (412 amino acids)
Biological process (GO): L-leucine biosynthetic process; L-valine biosynthetic process
Cellular component (GO): mitochondrion
Molecular function (GO): branched-chain-amino-acid:2-oxoglutarate transaminase activity
Source: RefSeq, a predicted model, not a curated record
UACCAAAGCCUCUCUGACUCAACCCUUAGACAAUUCCCCACCCCGCAAUUGAGUUCCUCAAGCUAUAAAGCGGGCUGGAGAACACGAAUUCAACCUCUUCUCUCCUCUCCCUCAAUUCAAUCGCUCACAAUGCUCCGUCAAUUACGACCGCGAGCUUCGCUGUUCCAGCAACCCUCGAGGCUGAUAGCUGCUGCAGCAAGUCAGCAAUCGAGGUUAUAUAGUAUCAAGGCGACUGCGGCGUCAGAUGUGAAGGUGCAGGAUAUUGAUGCGUCGAAAUUGACUAUUACGAAGACGACGACACCGAAGGAGUUGCUGCCGUCAAAUGAAUUGGUGUUUGGAAGGACGUUCACUGACCACAUGCUCUCCCUCGAAUGGACCGCCUCGGACGGCUGGCUCCCCCCACGCAUAACACCCUACCAAAACCUCUCCCUCGACCCCGCCUCCUGCGUCUUCCACUACGCAUUCGAAUGCUUCGAAGGCAUGAAAGCCUACAAAGACAGCCAGGGACGCGUGCGACUCUUCCGUCCAACGCAAAACAUGGCACGCAUGAACAAAUCCUCCGCGCGCAUCGCCCUCCCGACCUUCGACUCCGCCGCAAUGAUCAACCUCAUCGCGAAGUUCGCCCAGCUAGAAGAGCGAUUCAUCCCCGACGCGAGAGGAUACUCGCUGUACUUGCGCCCGACUAUGAUUGGCACGCAGCGAACACUGGGCGUUGGACCACCCGGGAGUGCGCUCCUGUAUGUGAUUGCCAGCCCUGUGGGGCCGUACUACCCUACAGGAUUCAAGGCUGUCAGUUUAGAGGCGACGGAUUAUGCGGUUAGGGCGUGGCCUGGGGGUGUGGGUGAUAAGAAGCUGGGAGCGAACUAUGCGCCGUGUAUUGUGCCGCAAUUGGAGGCUGCGAAGAGGGGGUUUCAUCAGAAUUUGUGGCUGUUUGGUGAGGAGGAGUACGUUACUGAGGUGGGGACGAUGAAUAUGUUUGUGGCGGUUAAGAACAAGGAGACGGGACAGAAGGAGUUGCUUACUGCUCCUCUAGAUGGGACGAUUCUUGAGGGUGUGACGAGAGAUUCGGUGCUGAGUCUUGCGAGGGAGAAACUUGCUCCUGAGGGGUGGGUGAUCAGUGAGCGGAAAUACACAAUGCCUGAACUGGCUGAGGCAGCGAAGGAAGGUAGACUCCUCGAGGCGUUUGGAGCGGGCACGGCGGCGAUUGUGAGUCCAGUACGGAAUAUUAGCUGGAAAGGACAGUUGGUGGAAUGUGGGUUGAGGCCGGAGCAGGAGGCGGGCGAGAUUGCGUUGAGGAUGAAGGACUGGAUUGAGGCGAGGCAGUAUGGGGAUGAGGAGCAUGAGUGGAGUUAUGUUGUACCAAAAUAGAUGGGGUGGUCGUUCAAAGAAAAUAAACAAACGAAAAGCCUGGCGAGGUAGAUAAGAUAAGAUCUGAUAUGGCUUUUUGCUGAAAUGAAAUGAGAAUGCGGUGCGGCGAGCGUUGAUUUGCUUGGCUGGAGAUCUGUUCUAAGAUCCUUUUGAUGCAGUCCUGUCCUCUGAACCUUCCAUACAUAUCGAAACCUGGCAAGGGCGAGCCCCCCACCUCUUAAUUUUGGUAUGGAAACACUGGG